Candidula unifasciata is the source of this 3321-nucleotide messenger RNA. Lineage: Eukaryota; Metazoa; Mollusca; Gastropoda; Stylommatophora; Geomitridae. The record is from the annotation of a GenBank genome assembly.
GUGAAGUGAAUAUCUUUUCCUUGUUCCCCCACUUUGAUUCCAUGGAUCGUCAGUUCACCUGCCACCUGCAGUAUGUGCCCCCACCUCAGCUGUACAGCAUCACCUACAGUGUAAGGGCGCCCAGUAUUAACUUCAACACUACCCCUCAACAUUUCACCAUCACACCCAGCUCCAGGUUUGAUCAUGAAAGGAGAUUAUCCAACUUUGACUUCAUGAGUGCUCUGCAUGACACCCGACUGAAGCUGGAGGAGGAGCUGGUGCUCAGUGGGGAUCAUAUAGAGUUGACACACUACCAUGACAGUCUGAUGAAACCAUACACAGUUCGAGAACUGAAGACACCCAGUGAUUUAAAUAAGCAGAAAACUUUCACCCAGAACUUUGCUUCCAAGUCAUCCUACAUCCAGUUUGAGCGACCAUUCUUGUACAGUUCGUUAACGUGGUACAAGGAUGGUUGUUACAAAAACGUUUCCGAGAUUUACCCGAACCAGACUAUCCAUAGAGAAGACUUCAUUCCGGUUAUGGCCAGGAAAAACAUCAUUGAGUUGCAGCCAAACAAAGCUUUGUUCAGAAAUAGAGAGUUCUCCUACCAGCUGUACCAUCGAGACAGAGCACCAUAUAUCAAGUUCUAUGUUGAAAGGGGGAAGUCAGUGUUACAGCAUCUCCAAGGGACAUCAGUCAAAGGGAAACUUGUGCCUAGCAGUUUGUAUGGGAGAGUUUCCUGGCACCAUGAAACAUCAACAUGGAAACUGGUCUUUUCUGCGACACAAAGUGAAUGUCCCUCCGUCAUCAGUCUAAAAAUCUUCACCCAACUCAUGACCGGCUGUGCUGGAUACUUUGACCUUCUGGUCAACUGCCCCAAGGACUUUACUGUGACCUUCAACUUCUCAACUGGAAUGAGUGACCUCCCCGACAUCUUUAUUCUACAGAUCAAUGAUUCGGCCACUACUCACAACAUGGUGCUGUCAUCAGUAUAUCCUCCACUUUAUGUUGAUGAGGUCAACACAAGAACUAAUGGACAACAUGAUGAAGGUUUCUUUACAAGGGAACACAGUAACAGUUUUGUGAAUAUCUGGAUACCAAUUAUUAUCGUGGUAACAUUGACACUUUUUCUUCUGAUUAUCAUCUACUUUUCACACAAGUGCAUCAAUUCAAGGGUAGAAAAGGUUGAUGUGACCUUUCAUGGAAAUCACGAAGGAGAAACUGUUGCCUUGAAUAACCAGCGAGAAGAGGUGAAUCAAACAGUUAUAGCUACCGGUGCCAGACCGCAACCAAAAUGUUACAUCUUUGUGUUUGUAGUUCUGUACAUCAUCUACUCCCUAGUGUUCACUUUUAGUGUUACAUUUAGCAUCAUAUACUUCUCACAUUCGUCAAUGUGGGCCAACUUAACCAACUCAGAGCAUCUAGGGAAAGAGCUGCAUUUACAGGUCAAUAAGUCUUUACACGAUAUUCAAAAGUUUGAAGAGAAAGAAAGGCUUCGAUUGUUUACUUCCUACCAAGAAAGGAGAAAGGCUUGUAUGCAUCAUCUUGAACAUGAAAACAAGAAACUAUUACAAGAUUAUGAAAUCACUACAAGGGAACAGGUAAACGCCAUUUUUGUUGAGAAUGGCACCUUGCAUUAUUUCACAAAUGAAAUUCAAAAGCAGAACAUAUCUGCCUAUCUGCAGCAAAUUCACAGUUUUGUCACAGAUUGUAACAAAACAUUACAUUCAAUUGUAGACAGGUUCCAGGCGAAUUAUUUUCAGUUUAUUCGUAACACGGCUAACAGUGAUUGGCUGAAAGUUCCUCGCCAGAUUUUUCUUCAUCAGGAUGGUGAAGAUCCAAAUAUGAAAUAUUUAUCUUCUACUCAAGUCAAACAAUUUGCUUCAUGGCUUGAGAUAGACAAAAAUGAAGAGCUCUUUGCAGUCAGGGAAAAUGUUUUUGGCAGGCUGACAAAUAUUCCAGUGCCUCAUGUUUCCACACCUGACAUUACAUUUCCAUCCCUGCAUCCGCAAUUUCAACAGGAACUUCCUGAAGUGGAACUCCAUCAUCACUGGUACAGUGUCCUGGAACCUUUAUUGACUGAAGCCUCAGCAUCUGUCAACUCUUCAACAAACACAUCAAGUCCAGCAGAUUUGCAGCGUUCAAGAAGGGAUGCAGAGAUGUUUGGACUGAGUGGGAAUCUAAAGCAUAACCCAGAUAGUAAUACUUUUCCAAAUAACAGACGUGGUGGCAAAGAUAACUCAGCAUUUAGAAACAGUUCUAGCUUUAACAAAAAUAUAAGUUAUAAACCAAAUCCGCACAAACAGACAGGAAGUGUAGAGGCUAUUCAUGAUUUGGAUGACUUCCACAAGCUUGAUAUGGACGUAAUCAGUGUUGAAGAAGAUGUUGCAUUUACCUCGGAUAUGCUUCUAGAUGAACCACACAUGACUGAAGAUCUCAAGUCUGAGUCACAUUCAUCAUCAGAAUCAGAUUCUGAAUCCACAAACAAUAAUAAAUUCUACAUUCUGAUUGCAGCAUUUCUUAUACUAGAUGUGGUGUUGUGGGUUUAUCGAAUCUCCUGGCUCAGCAGCCAGCUUUAUGCAGCCCGUCACGGGUAUGCUGACAGAAUUCCAACUGACGAGACGUGCAAGCAAGUUCUGGAAAUACAGACUGCUUACCAUCUUCCAGCCUUUGAAAAUCCACAUGAUGAUUCCUCGGGAUAUUAUGUAGAUGUGAAAGAAUCGCUUUAUGUUUCCGACAGGGAGAGCGAUAUGACGUUUUUACAAACUUUACCCACUCCCAAAUCUAAAGAUGACAUUCUUCAGAAAAUCUGGAAUGAAAAGAUGAACAAAAGUGAGGAUCGUGCAGUUGUGAGAAUGCAGAAGUGCUUUCUGGUACGAUGGUACGGGGAUUUGCGAAGAGUGUUGAACAGAAUGUUCCUGUCCCAAUUAAUGUGGCAGGGUUCAGUCACAUUUCUUGCCAUUAGUUUCCUCUGUGUGUUUGUUUACUGUGUGGAACUUUGGCUGACGGCAGAAAACUUUCAAACUCUAGUGGGAGGACAGUCAGCUGCGGCUGAUGUCCAGUGGUACCUGGACACUAGUGACCGCUACCUCCAUGGGCUUGCCCAGCAACUGACCUUUGAGCUUCAUCGCUUGAAGCAUCUGUGUGACCAUGAAGUAGAUAUGUUGACAGAUAUAUUCUUUAAAACUGUCAGUUUACAGACAUCAAUGUUUACUGCGACUUUGCAAGGUCUUUGCCGUGAAGCCAAAGGAAAGAACUGUGAUAAGAUUUUAGCCUACCAGUCAACAGGCGGUCGAAUAGUCGGCUGCAACUUUCUUCCACUUCAGGCACAGACAUUCCACG